AUGUCUGAAGAAGACAUCAUUGACGUGAAAGAUCUUGAUCUAGUGGAUCCAGAUAGUGCUUUAACGCCAUCCGAAGGAGUAGUGAAAAAACCUGAUGAUAAUAAACCCAUAAAUUUUGAUCGAUCUAAGGGAGAAAUUCCAGAAGAAAAU
Cetraspora pellucida is the source of this 150-nucleotide messenger RNA. Lineage: Eukaryota; Fungi; Glomeromycota; Glomeromycetes; Diversisporales; Gigasporaceae. The record is from the annotation of a GenBank genome assembly.